GUUUGAUUCCCGGGGCCGGGAAUCUCUUGCUGCAAGGCAACAGCUCUACCAACUGCACCACUGUGCAGCCCUGUAGUGAAAUGUUUUCAUGGAAAUUCUUUGAAAAAGUGUGUCAGCUGAAAGUCUCUGCUUGGUGUCCGUCCUGCUGCUGACCUUGUCGCUCGGCGCCGAGCUGCCCUGACCCGCACCGGCCUGAACUUGGAGGAGGAUUAAAGGGCGGCAGCAGUAACAGGCAGCUCAACAGCUCAAAUCCAGGAUCAUCUGAAGGGAGCCAGGGUGUGAAAGGUGAAUCAAACACUAAUCCUCCUUAGCAUGGCAGUUGAACUGCUUUUUGCUUUCCUUUUUAUCGACCUACUUUCUUUCUAAUUGCUUUCUGAAGUUUGACUAUUCCCUUCAAGAAAGGCGGCACAGAAUCGGUUUUCUCUUGUCGGGAAAAACCCCUCCAGUGGUCGGUCUCCACACAUCUCCUGGCCCAGCUGAACAUCUGCAAUGCAAGCCCAACAUCUGGGUCGUCGGUCGUUUAUUGAGCUCUUUCUUACUGGAUGCACAAUUUCAUGGAAAAGUGAACGCGACGCGGGCUCCUCGCUGCAUCUAAUAGCCUCUGAGUGAGACAUUACUGCUAAAUAAAAGGGGAAUGUGUGAGCGCAUGAGCAGCCAUCGUGCUGCGUUAUGUCGAGUAUAAAUCUGCGGCUGCUUGCUGAGCUCAUUUUACAGCCCGGCAAGCGCUUCAUUUGUUUACCCUGAAUGCAUUAUGGUCGCAAAACACACAGCGACUCCUUUUAUUGAAAACAAACCAAUUCAAACCCAUUAGAUUGGGCUUAGAGCAUUAAAGAAAUAUUAAAUAAAACUUAGUAAAGUGUGAGGAUGCGUAUGCUGCUUGGAGUGCUUUGGGGAUUUAUUUGGCAGGACAGAGGUGUUCGUGUUGGCACGAAUGGAAAGUGCUCAGCCGCAACCUUUACGCCCUCUGCGCCGUUUUUCUUCCAACAGAAUGCAGAAAUAUGUUAAAUAUGCAGCAGUGUGACCUUUGCCCAUAGAUCAGGGUUUAUUUUUAGGAAAAGUGCCUCCCCUGCUCGCUCCACCCUGCUUUUCUCAUUAUCUGUAUCAGGGCUGGCAUGUGCAGAGAUAAUGGCUGAACAUCUGGCUUGCACUCACCAGUGGGGUGUGGACGCGUGGCGUGUUUUUGGAGCUUCUCGGCCAAAAAGGAGAAAAAAAAAUGAAUCCCAACUCUAUGGAGAUGCGAAUGCAUCCUUUGGGAAGAAUUCGGGUUUGGGUAAUGGUGACAAACAUCCAUGAAAGUCAGCGCACCCUUGGGAACCAGUUGUGCACACGCAAUCUAUUAGCAUUAUACCCUUGAGCAGAGCAGAGUUAUAGGUCUGUUUUUGCAGCAUGAAAUUAGAUUUCUGGUGCUAAACCCCUAUAGCUGGUUUAAAUCACUGCCUGAAGUGAAGAUGGCAGAAUGCAAAAAUGAUUGAGCAUCUCUGGAGUGCCGUGCAUCCUGACUAAAACCGAGUUGUUUUACUACUAAUAGCAGAUGGUUAUUUUGGUUAAAAAUCCACUCGUGUGCGAUUCAUAUUCCAGAGUCUCUCAGGUUACUACAACAAAAGAUCUGUGAGCAUAUGUGAUUGCCAGAAAUGUUCUUUUGUCUGCCUUCACAGAGGAACGAACUUUAGUGACGUCUCAUUAUUAAUCCAUGGAGUUUACUAAUGAUUUUUGGCCCCAGUUUGCUGCUAUGACAGAUUCAACUGUUUUAGAAAAGCUUUUCACGAAGUAUAGGAGUACGUUUCUGAAAGUUUGAGGAAUCCAUUUGUGAGAUCAGACAUUGAUGUUGGACGAGAGGAUCACAAUCUCAACUCUACUUCCUCCAAAUGGUGUUUUAUCAGGCUGAAGUCAGGGCUUUGUGAAAGACAGGCAACACCAAACUAUAUCAUUUAUGUUUUUAUGGACUUUGCUUUGGGUGCUGGUGUGCACAGGAAGAGAACAAUGGCAUUCUUCUUAAUAUUCUAUAAAUGCCAGAUUUGUAGAUUGCACUACUUGCUGCUUUCAACAGAUUCUCCCAUCUGAACUGCUGAACUUUGCCGCUCCUUCAAGGUUUCUAUGAGUCUGCUUCUCUUGUCUGUCUGCUCUUCUUGCUCCACCUGUCAGUUUAAGUUGUUAAACUUGGUAGGAUUACAGUUGUUUUCAUUUAAGAUUAAACAGUGCUCUGUGAGGUGUUUUACAUUUCUGAGCAUCUCCUGUUCUUGAUCCCUGACACGUCCUCUGUGUUUUUCUGUCUUCAGGAUGUUGUUUGUUCGCUAAUGUUCUCAAGCAAACCUCCUCCACCUCCACUUCGCAGCUCUAUUUAUACUGAGAUUAAAUGACACGUGUGUUGCCUCUAUAGACUAAUUAGAUGCCUUGUGAAAGCAUUUUGGUGAAUGAUGUGCAUGAGAGUAAAAGAGGAGGUGAAUAUCUAUUUUUUUUAUUUUAAAAAUUGUGCAUAUUCUUUCGUUUUUUCGCAAAUAUGCAUUCUUUGUGUUGAUAUGUGAAAAAAAAAAUUAAGAAUUGUUUGUUACUUACUGCGGACUAAAAGGUAAAACGUGUGUAUGCAUGAGAUAUACUUUUAGAAAUCGUAGUCCAUCAUGUGCGCGUUCCCGCCCUCCUGCUUUUCAUAGCAGGGUGACGUUUUUCACCAGCACACCGGAAGCGCCGCUGCCACCAGUAGCGCUCGCGGUGUCUCCCUGCAGCGUCUCCCAGCGCCGCGGAUCAGAGCCGAGCGCGGUCACACCUGGUGGGACCGGAGCGAGCAGUUUGGCGAAACAUCUCCGACAGCUCCACAGUUAAUCACUUGAGGAAUGUGGUUUUAUUAGGAAGGUUCUCCAGACCUGGAAGUUUGCGCUAAGUUCAACUUUACUUUCACUCACUUUCGAAGCAGUAAAGGGAUCAUGGCUACUGGCGGGUUUAAGUCAAACGCACCCGCUGACUUUUUGGAGGAGUGGAAGGCAAAAAGGGAGAAAAUGAGGGCUAAAAUGCUGGGGGACAUUGCAAAAGCCACUGGUGUCCCCCUGAACCCCGCCAGCAGCACCAGCACCAGCAACAGCCGCCUCGGCUCUCCGCCGGGCACCGAGCUCUGUACCAACUCGGACCGAAGCGCCUCCGCGGGGAACUGCCGCACCUCCUCCUCCUCUCCGGUGGCUCGGUCCCCCUCCGGUGGCACGCUGAACAGACCCGAGGAAGAGGCGCACCACCCGGCCGCACCCGCACCCGCAGCCACCACACCCACCGCCCAGGGGAGCAACCUGAAGAAGGCCCCGCCUCAGAUGGAGAAGACUCGGUGCGCUUCGCCGGACUCCAGCUCUGUGAUGGCGUGCAAUAAUGACAGUGACAAGGACAGUCCGUCACCAUCACCCAGCAAGGGGAAGGAGAAGAAAAACUCUGGUCCCAGUGCAAGGAAGGGCAAAGGACAGAUUGAGAAGAGGAAGUUAAGGGAAAAGAGGAGAUCUACAGGUGUUGUCAGCAUACCGUCCAAUGAGAGCCUGGAUGAGCUGGACGACGACGACGCCGGAGAAAAAGACAGACGUGAUGAAGAGGAGCUGGUUCAGGCCAACACUUUCCAGAAUGAGUCUAUGACAGCUGACCCGGCCACCGGCUACCUGCUGGAAACCCCUAAAGCUGCUUCUGGACGUUUUAAGAGCUCUGCAAGGCAGGGGAUGGAAGAGGAGGCUGGUGGGAACAUCAGACAGCGAGAAAACCGUCACAGCCGAGAGGGCGGAGGUGCAAAUCUGGAGAAGAGGGUGGAUGAGCUGGAGAAGGAGCUCUCCAGGCUGGUGAAGGUCGUUCAGGACAAAGACGAAGUCAUUGAAAAACUGAAGGAGGAAAUCGAAUUGCUAAACCUGGACCUGGAUGAGUUUGAAGAUGAGAAUGAGCAGCUCAAACAGGAGAACAAGACUCUGCUGAAGGUGGUGGGACAGCUGACGAGGUAGAGCUGCUCUGAUUGGUCCAGCGACUCGAUCCGUCUUCCUGACGUCCUGCUGGAGGUCAGAUCCUACGACGUGGCCUUGCAUCCGUUUCAUUUGGUGUAGAUUAUUUUAGUUUAUCAUCCGUCUUGUUGAAUGCUGGUCAUUUGCCCCAUUUUGCAUUUUAUCCCUCCAGUUUUCAACCACCAACCCAAUUGGAUGUCACUGACUUUUUCCAUUUCAUAGCUGAAAAAAGGGAUGUUAUGAUUGUCAUUUUCUAUAAUCUGUCCUUCAGGAUAGUAUCUCCAGUAUCUAGGAGGUUGCUUCUACUAUGUAAUAUUUUAGAGAUCUAGAUCUUCAUUUGUGAAUUUGAAUCAAAAUAAAAGGAGUUAAUAUGUAAUCUGGGUUUUCAGGAUAAUAACUUAAAUUGAAUACAAUUUUUAUGGUUCAUUGAUCAUUUAUCUUCAGUUUAUGAAAACAAUAAGUAUAAACCAAUGCCCAGUGGCUUUAGGACAUGGGUUUAAAAUUUACAGAGCGUUGGGUGAAGUGGCACAUAUUGGUAUGAAAUGACAAAAAGGGGCAAAUUGACCUAAAACCUUUUAAGAGUUAAAAACAAAAACACAUGUAUACCAAUUGUUGUGAAAUCUAGGCUGAGUGGUGGAGGUUGUCUAUCAUCUUAUACAUAUUUAAUGUAAAUGUAUUGUACAUAACCUGUUUAGAUUGUUCAUCGUCAAGAUUUCUGUCAAUAUCUUAAAAGAAAUAAACUUUGAAUGUACGUACUGGAAUAACUAAGCACAAGAAAACCUGUUUAGUUACGGAAAAUCUUUCACACAAUCUUUAAAAAAAAAAGGAAUCUACAGCAUUUAGACCAAAUUAAACAUUUACUGCGACAGCAUCACCAGCCAAAGUGGGCGCAGUGCCUUGAAGUGCAUGAAACUUUAAUCUUUCAAACUUGUUGAAACCUGGUGCUUUCUUGAAUAAAUGGCAUUGGUACAUUUCAAUCCAGCAGGAGCCUCUUUAAAUUUUUACAUUUGUAAAUAUGUCCAACUGAAAUGAAGACGCUGAGCUUUACGCAUUUUAUUGGCAUCUUGACUCAUAUUCUUGUUGGUGUCAAAAAGCUUUAGGGGCAUUUACAUGUUACUACAGAGAACCACUUCCUGCGGUGAAUUGCUGGAGCAAACUGAAUCUGCUUUGUUUAGUUAAGGGGCAGUCUUGGCCUUGCAAAAACAUUCCCACAUUCUGUUGCAUCACAAGCAGCAACAGCAGCGUCUUUCAUUGGGAUUUUAUGAGACGGAGCAGCACAAAGUCUUGAAAAUGUCAAAAGUCCGGAGUGCAUUUGUAUUUGCCCGUCACCCUCAUCUAAAUAUGAAAGUCAACAUUUGUACAAGAAUAACUACAUAUGCACAGAUUAAAUUACACAACAUUUCUGGUUAAGACAGUUUGGUUCCACUAGAUUUUAUUUAGAGUUCUCAGAGAAAACGGGGGCUGAAUGCAAAUGCAUGCCGCACUUUUCAACUUUUGUCGCAUAAUUUUCUCUCUACUUCACAAUUAAGUGGCCUCUUUGUGGCCAUAGCUUGAAAAAAAAAAUGAAAAUAGCUAUGGAUACUUUUGCAAGGUGCUGUAUAUUGAGAUCAUUUUACUCCGGGGAGCUCCUUGCUGCAGCAGGUAAUCUUAAAGCGGCGAUGCGUUCCCACGUUUUGGGGUGAAAGACCAGCCCCUUACGGACCAACAUCGCCGAUCUAUUUCUCUUUCCAUUACUUAACGCAUGUACAGAAGAUUAAGUCAUUUAAUAAAAGUUUGAUUAUCUCUCUCA
Molecule: messenger RNA, 5742 nt
Organism: Poecilia reticulata (guppy)
Lineage: Eukaryota; Metazoa; Chordata; Actinopteri; Cyprinodontiformes; Poeciliidae
Gene: pawr
Product: PRKC, apoptosis, WT1, regulator
Biological process (GO): apoptotic process; positive regulation of apoptotic process
Cellular component (GO): cytoplasm
Source: RefSeq, a predicted model, not a curated record